AUGAAGUUAUCGCUUCUAGCUACAAUUGCGGCGGUUGCCAUCACCUCUACAGAGGCAUGCGCCAAGUACAAGACUUGCUGGUGCGAGAGAAGCAACUUCAUGUACGAGGGCAGACUGCAGGACAACAUCCCCUGGGACGAAGACACCAAGUCGUUCUUCGCCUUCAUUCCCUCCAAGGCCAUUAACAACUGUGAUUGGACCAAGAAAUGCCAAUCGGUUGGUGCUACGACCGGAUACUGCCGCGAGAAGAUUUAG
This is a messenger RNA of Colletotrichum lupini, 255 nucleotides long. RefSeq lists its product as uncharacterized. Lineage: Eukaryota; Fungi; Ascomycota; Sordariomycetes; Glomerellales; Glomerellaceae. The transcript has 4 exons. The record is from RefSeq and is a predicted model, not a curated record. The coding region runs from base 1 to 255 and encodes 84 amino acids.